Messenger RNA from Tarenaya hassleriana, 1651 nucleotides. Its product is annotated as shikimate O-hydroxycinnamoyltransferase-like. NCBI's taxonomy places the organism in Eukaryota, Viridiplantae, Streptophyta, Magnoliopsida, Brassicales, Cleomaceae. The transcript has 2 exons. The record is from RefSeq and is a predicted model, not a curated record. The coding region runs from base 156 to 1481 and encodes 441 amino acids. Gene Ontology annotation, molecular function: acyltransferase activity, transferring groups other than amino-acyl groups.
AAACUGUGUUUAUAGUUAAGAGUUACAUUAGAGUUAUAUCCUCAGAUGGGUUUUCGAAUAUUUGUUCCUAACUCUGCAUAAUACGUCUCGUUUUGAAGAGAAAAAAAAAACACGUUGUUAUUAUCCUUUAACAAGUUGUGAUAAUCGUAGACACCAUGAAGAUUAACGUUAAAGAGACAACGAUGGUGCGUCCGGCCAAAGACACGCCUGGAGGGUCUCUCUGGCUGUCCGAAAUCGAUUUGUUUUUCCCCAAUAUCCACAACAACAGCGUCCAUUUCUUCAAGACGUCCAUGGAUACAAAUCCAUUGAGCAUGGAUGACAUAACUAGGAUCCUCAAACAGUCUCUAAGUGAAGUACUUGUCCAUUUCUAUCCCGGGGCUGGUAGGCUCGGGAAAGACGAGAAUGGUCGGGUUCAGAUCGAGUGUAACGCGAAAGGCGUGACCUUUGUGGUGGCUGAAGCCGAUUGUACUCUAGACGAGAUGUUAGAUAUUGGGGAGUCUGGUCCUGUCUCCAAGUUUAGGCCUCUUAUUCAACCCGUUGAUUACUCUCAGGACAUAUCUUCCUUCCCCUUAAUCCUCGUUAAGGUGACAUAUUUCAAAUGCGGAGGAAUGUGUCUAGCGGUGGCACAACACCACUGGGCAGUGGAUGGUUCAUCAGCUGUGCAGUUUAUCAACUCGUGGGCCAGCAUGGCUCGUGGUCAACCCAUCGAUGAACCGGUCCAUGACCGCAAAUGGAUCAGUAACCAAGCCUUGCCAUCUCCAAAGUUCGAUCACCCUGAGUAUGACACUAACGCCAUCUUCGGACAUGUAAAACCUAAUCCAGUUCCCGUUGACAUUUCCACCGCGUAUCUCAGAAUCUCCACCCAACAUAUCCAUGCCCUGAAGGAGAAGGCAAACGCAAACGCAGAAAAAGCUGACGCCCACGGAAAAAAGUUCAGCGUCUACGAAUCACUCGCUGCCCACCUUUGGCGUUGCGCGUGCAAAGCACGUGGGCAUCCAGAUGACCAGAAGACAUCACUUGUCUUCCCUGUAAAUGCACGUCCUAGGCUAUGUCCACUUGUUCCUAGAGGCUUUUACGGAAAUGCCAUCCAGAUGUCAGCUCCGUCAGCGUUUUCUGGCGAGCUUUUGAAGGAAACAUUAUCUUCCACGGCGGGUAGGUUAAGGAAGUCAAUAAACGAGAAAGACAACGAAUAUAUAAGAUCCGGGAUCGCUUACUUGCGUGACAAUAAAGUGAUCGAUGGUUUUUCGGGUAGAUCAUCGUUUCGAAACCCUAAUCUCGGUGUUGUGAGCUGGAGUCAGAUGCCGAUGCAUGCCAUGGAUUUCGGGUGGGGCCCUCCGGUCUACGCUGCGCCGGCCAGUAUAAGGAGCGAAGGUAAAAUCUACGUUCUGUCUGCAUCUUCGAAGGAGGAUAGCUUGGCGCUCUACGUUUGCUUGGAGACUUCACACAUGGAGCUCUUCAAGAAGACUUUCUACGACAUUUGAUGAAACUAUCAUCAAUGAUUUCGUGUGAUUACGUGGAUUUUAAUUUAAGUUUCAAUUACUCAUAAUGCAAUAAUAAGUCCAUGCGGUUCGCCACGAGACCCAUCAUGGGCAUUUUCUUGGAGGGUUCCUUAGUGUCCGUUUGUUUGUUUGUUUGAUAAAUUAAGUGUAGU